GUCUGCCGGCGGCCGUGGGCGUCCACGCUUCCAGCGCGCCACACGCCUGCCGCUCCGCCAACCUCCUCCAGGAGCGAGGCGAGGCAGGCGCAGGCAUGGCGGGCGAGCAGCCGCGCCAGGGGCAGCCGGCAGCCCCUCCGCCCCCGCAGCCGCCCCCGCAGGCGCAGCCGCAGCCGCAGCCGCAGGCAGACGCGGCCGCCGGCAAGUACGCCGCCGUCGUGGUGGCGCUGACGCCGGCCAGGCCCCGCGAGACCUGGGCCAAGAAGGUCGAGUUCCUGCUCGCAGUAAUCGGCUUCGCCGUCGACCUCGGCAACGUCUGGCGCUUCCCCUACAUCUGCUACCAAAACGGCGGCGGCGCCUUCCUGAUCCCUUACUGCAUCAUGCUGGUCUUCGGCGGCCUGCCCCUCUUCUACAUGGAGCUGGCUCUGGGGCAGUUCCAUCGAUGCGGCUGUCUCACCAUUUGGAAGCGCAUCUGUCCCGCUCUCAAAGGUGUGGGCUACGCCAUCUGCCUGAUCGACGUGUACAUGGGCAUGUACUACAACACCAUCAUCGGCUGGGCGGUGUACUACCUGUUUGCGUCGUUCCGCUCGGAGCUGCCGUGGACGAGCUGCGACAACCCGUGGAACACGGCCGACUGCACGCCCGUCUUCUCGCUCGCUCGCACCAACCGCUCCGUCAGCCCCGCCCGCGAGUUCUUUGAGCGCAGCGUGCUGGAGCUGCACCGGUCGGAUGGCCUGGACCGCAUGGGGCCCAUCAAGUGGUCGCUGGCGCUCUGCGUCCUCGCCGUCUUCCUGCUCGUCUACUUCUCCCUCUGGAAGGGCGUCCGCAGCGCCGGCAAGGCGGUGUGGGUGACGGCGCUGGCGCCGUACGGCGUGCUGGUAAUCCUGCUGUGUCGCGGCGUGACGCUGCCGGGGGCCGCCGAGGGCAUCCGCUACUACCUCACCCCGGAGUGGCACAAGCUCAGCAACGCCAAGGUGUGGAUAGACGCGGCGUCGCAGAUCUUCUUCUCCCUGGGUCCCGGCUUCGGCACUCUGCUCGCCCUCUCCAGCUACAACAAGUUCAACAACAACUGCUACCGGGAUGCCAUCCUGACGAGCAGCAUCAACUGCCUGACGAGCUUCCUGGCCGGCUUCGUCAUCUUCUCCGUGCUCGGCUACAUGGCGCACGUCCAAAAGAAGAGCGUCUCAGAAGUCGGCCUCGAAGGUCCAGGCCUUGUGUUCAUCGUGUACCCGGAGGCCAUAGCGACUAUGUCUGGUUCCGUCUUCUGGUCCAUCAUCUUCUUCCUCAUGCUCAUCACUCUCGGGCUGGACAGUACGUUUGGCGGCCUGGAGGCGAUGAUCACAGCGCUGUGCGACGAGUAUCCGCGCGUGCUCGGCCGGCACCGUGAGGCGUUCGUCGCUGUGCUGCUGCUUGCCGUCUACAUCUGCGCACUGCCCACCACCACCUACGGCGGCGAGUACCUGGUCAACCUGCUGAACGUGUACGGCCCGGGCAUCUCGAUCCUGUUCGUGGUGUUCGUCGAGGCGGUGGGCGUGUGCUGGUUCUACGGCGUCAGCCGCUUCUCCAGGGACAUCGAGAAGAUGCUCGGCCACCAGCCCGGCAUCUUCUGGCGCGUCUGCUGGGCCUACAUCAGCCCCAUAUUCAUUCUCGUGAUCUUCAUCUUCUCGCUGAUGGGGUACGAGGAGAUGCUGCCGGGCGAGUACGUGUACCCCGCAUGGAGCAUCAGCGUCGGCUGGGUGCUGACCGCCUCGUCCCUCGUCUGCAUCCCCCUGUACAUCAUCUACAUGCUCAUCACCACUCCCGGGACCUGCCUGCAGCGCGUGAAAGCGGCAGUGAAGCCGUGCGACGAAUGCGACGAGCCGGCAGCGGUGAGCGUCAACUCCAACUACGGCGCAGCGGACAGCACGGGCGGCGGCUGCGCAGGCACAGUGGCGGUCUCUGGCGGCGGCGCGGGCACACACGUGUGACGUAGCCGGCCGGAGUGGCUCGUGUGAGCGCGCCAUAGCCGCCGGAGCCGCGACGCCGCUGCAGCCGCAGCCGCGGAACACGCAGGCGGUUCAGUCUGGCCGCCAGAAGCAAGGUCGCGAAGCGGCCCUCCGCUGCUGGCCGCUGUUUGCACAGCCCCAGAGAUCGCAUUACUCGACUCACUUUGUCUGCGGCUAUUGUGGAACGCCGAGAGCUGCCUGCUCUCCUACGCUCACCCCUUCUCACCCCCCUUCCCUCAUUAAUCCUCGCCCUUCCUCCCAAUUCCCCUUUUUCAUAAAAGGGCACCUUCCAUUUACCGACGUGUCGACCAAGAAGAAUUGCAGUUGACGAUCAGCCUGCAUUUGUACUCGCAUUUCUAUAUCUCUCCGCUUUCUGCGUACCAAUGUCUUUUUUUAUACCUGUAUAUCUAGUAUUGGUGUUAACGACGUGAGUAAACACGUCACCUCACGCCCUCGGCAAGAGGAAAAUGCAUGCAAAGCGAUCUUCCGAUUCUGUAACACCGUGCAAGUAGUGGUCUUAAGAAUUGCUGGCUAUAUACGCACGGUAAGCUGUUAGUGUCGUAGUCACUGUUAACGAAUUUGAUUAGGUGCUGAGUAGCAACCAUUUUACGCAUAUUAAAGUUUUGAUACAAAUCGCGACGAUUCUCGAGUAGUAUAAGACACAUUUAGAAGACUGUCACACAUCUUGAAAUUUCGGCUGUUUACACUCACAGGCACGCUGCUUGUUAAUGUGAAUUUUCUUUAAGACAUCUUUUAUUUCCUUUAGUCGAAAACACUUUCUCAGUGAAAACCAUUCCAGAUAUUUCUCGCAAAAGUUCUUGUUAACAUAAUUUUAUUAAGCCGACAGUUUCCAGCUUUUCUUUCUUUUUGGCGAAAAAACGUAUUUCAACAAUUUCAAAGAGACCAGCCUAUUUUUCCGUAUAACUGUUUGGAGGGCACAUCAUCAAAUUAUAUCUUGUAAGCUGCUUUAUAUCUUACAUUUCCCCAGCAUGUCUCUCUCGCUCUUUCUAUUUCUCUCUCUCUCUCUUUUACACACACAUACACAAACACACACACACACACACACACACACACACACACACACACACACACACACACACACACACACAACUUAUAGUCGGGAUUUCAGGACUAAGUAUAUACAUGAAAAUGUAGUGUGCCAUACUGAGUAAAUUGCAUACAUGUGUAGUAAAUUUCAACGUAAUCUUAUACGUGUUUGCUGUGAAAUGGUGAAAAAAUAGGAUCCUCAGGCCAUUUAGAUGUACUAGUGUUGCCUCAAAUGACAAAUCAGAUACUAAGAUAUUUCAAUUACAAUAUGCAUUGUGAGUCCUUAGGAAGUUACUUGAUGACUGUAAACUAUACUUACAGAAGGUAGUGCUAUAGAUGCAAUAUAAUAUCAACUUUAUAAUGGACCCAUACACCACAAAAAACAUAACUAACGGUACCAAGUAUUCAAGAGCAAAUCACCAAAAGUGAUGGGAUAGUUACUGUACAGUUUCUCAGACUCAGUGAUUGAACCCAAAAUCAGAAAUAAUUAUUAUGAAGAAAGUAGUCUUUCGACAAUCAUCCUUCAAUAACUAAUAACAAGUUGGCAAUGUAAAUGUAUCUAGAGCCUUUUAUGUAGGACCCACCUUAAUAUUAUAUAUGGAAUGUUUAAAGAGUAUGCUGUUAUGAGAAAGGAAUUUCUCAGAUACCACAUAUUUGCUUUUAUAUUCUACAAUAAUAGUGAUGGGCAACUUGUUUCAUCAUUUUUCUUCAUGUUCCCAGAAACACCUGAACUGUCAUGAUAAUCAGUUUGAUAGUAAAGCUUUUGUUUGAUAUUCGCAAUGUACUAUGUCAUUUCAUGUUAGUGCCCUUUGCUUAUACAUGUCGCCCAUGUAAAUCGAUGUAUGUUCAUAACCAUAACCUUUGUAGAACAUGAUCAAAUGUAGUUGUAGUAGCGUAUGUCAGGUAAAUAAGGCUUUACACAAAUAGUAAAAUCUGUAUUUUAGGAUGACAUUUGUACUGUGUUCAAGUAAAUCAUGUAUCAUUAGACAAUACUUACAGUUAGCUGAGAAUACUAUACUUAUAAAGGAUUUAUAUGAUUAUAUUACGAAAAUAUUAAAACCAUGAAACUAAAGUUAUAAUGAACAAUAUUGUGUAUAUUGUAAAUGUUAAAGGACAAAGACAUUAAUUUUCUAUGAGGGACUUGUAAGUACUAAAUUAUAUUUAUGAAAUAUGUUUAAAGCUGGAAGAAACUAUGCACAAGAGUCUAAAGAUUUUAUUACCUUAUUGGUCAUUGAGUAAUCAAAUGCCAUCCUGUUCGGAGAAACAAUUUGGCAUUGUUGCCAUGUUCAUUGUAUUUAACUGUACAAAAGGAAAACAAACUAACAAACAAUAUUUAUACUUUUUAAAUAAGAUAUUAAAUGGAGACAAUAGAUUUUAUUGUGAAAUAACUAGAACCUUUUGUUAAGUGUUUGUAGUAUUGUAUGUAAUUUGUUAGUUCAAAACAGUGAAUGUUCCAUUAGGGAUGCUUAGGCAGGUGUAAAUAGGCAAUAAUGGCAGACUGUUUACUUCGCCAUAUACAUGUUAGUGCAAGCCUAAAUUAUUAGAAUCAGAGAAACUGUUUUUAUUUAUAGUGCUUAUGUGUUUCCAUGUUAAAAUGUUUAAAACAGGUUCAGAUGGGUGCUUCGUAAAAAAGUUAUUCAAUUUGGUACAUUGUGGAGAGUUCGUUCUUAAUUUACAGACUUCUAUUCAAUAAGACACUUUUUCGUAAGAAUAUGUGAACUAUGAUAAGCAUAGAGUUAAGUUUCAGUGGUACUAAGGCAGGUUCCGAAGCCAGAUAUUACUGUCCUACCUCAGUCCGUUUGUGUACAAAUAUGUUUCAUAUAUUUCGUAUGUCAUCAUGGAAAGUCCACCUCUGAGCUUAAGGCGUUUUAAGGCUACUGCCUAACCUGUAAUGUUCAACAUCGGAUGUUAGCAUCCGAUAUGUUUGUUACAUGCGAGGAGCUUCACCGCGGCCUAAAGCACGUGUGCACGUCCCGAUCGUGGCGCCACCGUAGCGUAUACAGCGCUGCUCACUAGCGGUGACUGCAAAAACUACAUCUUUUUACAAAUGGUUUGGCGCAGCAUUUACAUUUCGCUGAUAGGAUAUUACUAGACGCUUUACUUACAAUAGGCCGCAAAUGAAAAUAAUGGGCGUGCACUUGCCGAUAUUAGGGUGAUCUACAAAAGCAGUAGUUUGUGUGUUCGACUUCAAGCACGAUGCCCGGCAUUCAGCAGAACAUAAUUCUCAUUUAGUUGGGUCAUAGUCUCAUCGUUGACGGUACGAAAUAAUACCUGCGAAACGGUCGCGCAGAGAAGGCGUUGCAUUCACAGCCAGAAUGCAACUGUCUUGGUGUGCAUCCGAUUAGCAGACACUAACAUUUGUGCUAUGAUGUCAUUUGUACCCUAUCAUUGUUCCUCACGGGAUUCCCUAGCUAUAGCUUUUCAUCUCCCAUCAUAAACUGUGUGUUAGGAAAGGCGAUCUUGCGAUUCACCAGUCAUUCCAUCAACUGAAAUAUAAAACUCUGAAAUUAUGUCUAAAAGUGUCUAAAAUUCCUGUGAUUAGUUCAUUUUAUCUCGGGCUGUGUUAUCUGCUCUUCGUUCCGCAUUCUUACGCAUUACUAGAAAACGGAUACACAUCACAAUUUUCAAUUUCCUCUUUCAUAGUUCUCUUCCCUUUUUUCCCUCUUCAGUUAUUUUCAUAUUUCAGUAAUCUCUCGCAGUGCAAUGCUGACACAAUGUAACUUAAUUUCAGUUCAAUGUAUAAUACUUAGGAAACGUCAAAGCAUUUUCAGUCCCCAGACGUUCCAUUACGUGACUGACAGCUUUAUGAAGCAAAUGGCUAAUAAGUUCAUCCUCGGAAUUGCUACAAGCGAGAGAAAAACUCGUUGGCAGUAGUUUAGGCUUUAAUGUACACAGAAAAACGCUACCCACAGCGUAAGGAGAAAUUUUGAUGAUGUCCGAAAUGUCUGAAAUGAAAGCGAAGAUCCUGUUGGCAUCUUAAGAGGAAUCUCAUUCACAGAUCAUUUUUUUAAAGUUGUGUGGUGCAUGCGCUGGCUUUAAGAUCGUUGUGUCACAGCUGUACACAAGGCACAUGUUUGAUUACUAUCCUUGAUAAUCCUCUACAGUAUUAACAGAAAACUUUUAGUAAAUACUUUAGUGUUACAGCAAACGAAAAUAUAUAAAUAUAGAUGUAUGUGUCAAGCUAAACCUUUUGCACAUCGACAUUCAAAGACAUUUGCCGUUCGCUGGCUAUAGAUUACCAACUAAGAGCUCCUAAUUAGUUUAAAGGACAACUUCUACGCUUGAACCUAGCAAUGGCUGCUCUCCACACCUCGCUGUUACCACAGAGAUUCUCCCAAGUGGCUAACACUAUCAGGAAAAUGUAUACUGCCGAGAGUUCGACCUUGACUCAGCCUCAAGGUUGUUACUCGACGCAUAAACUUUCCUUCAGUCUCUCUGGAUUCAUAGUAGCUUGAGAGAGCUCCACUAGAAUUUGGAGGAUAUGAGGCAGCCUCAUUAACAACUCGAAGCCUUCAUAGAUCACCUGAGGGAUUUAGUUCAAAUUGUCGUAUAUAAUCAACACAACGUGUACUCUGUCAACACCAUUAUGUCUCAUUCUGUAACAGUCUUCGGCCAACGGAGGGGAGCCUGUAGAUUUCAAAAGUCUGUAAUUUCUCAGUGGUGAUAUCUUAGGGAAUUGAAACGAACACUAUAUUUCUCUUGUGGUGGAGAGAUAGAAGAGAUAUUAAUGUGGUUGCGGUAGUUCGUCCCAAAAAUGUGUAAAUAAUCGCAGCUGUAAUAAAAAGGACAUAUAGACUUAUUCAAAAGAGGGAAAUUUUGCUUUUGUUAGCAGACUAUGUUGCAUUAUUUUAAUCAGAAAUCUACACGAUGUUAACACCGUAAUUUUGUAGCUCGUAUUUUUUUUUUUUUUUCAUGCUGACUGCCGGGUGAUCGUCCUUUACGUGUGAGUGUGUUGUACAGAGCGUUUGUGAGUGUAUGCGUGUGUGUGUAUGUCUGUGUGUGUGACUUUGUGCCUGCCGUGGCUCAUUGCUCAGCCAUGAAUGAGUCGCGGCCCGUGUGUCACUAAUUUUUGCUGUUGUUUCAAAAAGAAAAAGAUUGUGUGUUCCUACAUCUACGAUUGCUCCUUGUAUGUUUUAUAGAUAAGGAUACCAACUAUAAUUUUAAAGGAAAUGUCUCGCGCGGGACAUCAGACACGUAAGAUGCCGAAUGGAAGUGCACAAAGAGAAUAAAACAUUGGUGUUUUUAA
This is a messenger RNA of Schistocerca gregaria, 7278 nucleotides long. Its product is annotated as sodium-dependent serotonin transporter-like. Gene Ontology annotation, biological process: sodium ion transmembrane transport; serotonin uptake. Gene Ontology annotation, cellular component: membrane; neuron projection. The record is from RefSeq and is a predicted model, not a curated record. Bases 96 to 1967 code for a protein of 623 amino acids. Gene Ontology annotation, molecular function: serotonin:sodium:chloride symporter activity; serotonin binding. The transcript is spliced from 13 exons. Lineage: Eukaryota; Metazoa; Arthropoda; Insecta; Orthoptera; Acrididae.